CUCGCCUGCGCGCGCCCGGCCCCUUGCUGCCUUGCUGGCCCUGCUGCAGUGCUGCUGCUCCGCUGCUCGCCGGCUGCCCGGGUCGCCCACUCUGCUCCGGCCUCUCCUGGUCUGCUGGAUUGAAUAAAAGAUGAAAAGGAGACCACCAAAGUAAUUAUUGAUGACAUUGGAGAUAGAAAUUUUUCUUUACUUGUUGAUGAGUCCAGAGAUGCAUCAAUAAAGGAGCAAAUGGCUAUGGUUUUAAGGUAUGUCGAUAAACAUGGGUAUGCGAUUGAGAGGUUCAUUGGGAUUAAGCAUGUUGGUGACACAAGGGCAGCUUCUCUAAAAGCAGCUUUGGAUGGUAUGUUUCUUAAACAUGGCUUGUCUAUGUCUAAAUUGAGAGGGCAGGGGUACGAUGGAGCUUCUAACAUGAGAGGACAAUUUCGUGGGUUGCAAAGGUUGAUACUAGAUGAAAAUCCUUAUGCAUUUUAUAUUCAUUGCUUUGCCCAUCAGUUGCAGUUAGUGGUUGUUGUUGUUGUCAAGUGUUGUUCCUCUGUAUUGGAUUUCUUUAACCACAUAACUUUGAUUGUCAACACCGUCAAUGCUUCUUGUAAGAGACAUGAUGAACUAGCCCAAGAACAACAUGAUAAUAUUGUGAGUCAAUUGGAGUCUGGGGAAAUUUUUUCAGGAAGAGGGAAAAACCAAGCAACCAACCUUGUAAGACCUGGAGAUACACGGUGGGGCUCACAUCAUAAAACUUUGUGUCGGUUUAUUGAGAUGUGGACAUCUGUUUUGCAUGUAUUAGAGAACAUUCAUGAUGAUGCAGAAAAUUUAACACAAAGGGGUCGUUCAAUACCCGCUCGGGGUCGUUCAAGGGGGCGUGGUGGUCAAAUGGUAACUUUCUAUCAACGCUUCAGAUAUGAAAUAUUCAAUGUUCUGCUUGACCAAAUAAUUACUGAGUUAAAUAACCGCUUUGCUGAAAGAUCUACUCAAUUGUUGAGAUGCAUUGCUUGUCUUGAUCCAAGGAACUCAUUUGCUAAUUUUGAUGAAGACAAACUUGUUCAACUUGCUCAGAUGUAUGCUGAUGACUUCUCCAUAUAUGAGAUUUCUUUUGUCCUUAGAAACCAACUUGAAAACUUCAUUGCUGAUGUGAGAGCUGAUCCAAGUUUUGUUAGUUGUAAUGACCUUGGUAGUCUUGCUGUGAAGAUGGUCCAAACUGAUAGACACAUAGUCUUUCCUUUGGUAUAUCGUCUUAUUGAGUUGGCAUUGAUUUUGCCUGUUGCAACCGCAUCAGUGGAAAGAGCUUUCUCAGCUAUGAGUAUUAUCAAGACUGAGUUGAGGAAUAAGAUGGGUGAUGAUUGGUUGAAUUAUUCCAUGGUGUGCAAUAUUGAGCAAGAAAUAUUUGCAAAGGUUGAUGAUGAUGCUAUUAUAUAUCGCUUUCAAGACUAUAGAUUUCGCAAAGGAACUUUACCUCGUCGUAGUAGUGUUGGCUCUUCUUCCACCGUUGAUCAAGUUAUGGAAGACACUGAUGAAGGAAACAAUUGAUUUGGUACUCUUUGUACUGCACGUACUGUUUGUAGUUCUUGUCAUCUUUUUAUCUAUUUUGUUGUAUCUUUAAGCAUUGA
Triticum dicoccoides is the source of this 1604-nucleotide messenger RNA. RefSeq names its product zinc finger MYM-type protein 1-like. The record is from RefSeq and is a predicted model, not a curated record. The coding region runs from base 229 to 1524 and encodes 431 amino acids. The transcript has 4 exons. Gene Ontology annotation, molecular function: protein dimerization activity. Lineage: Eukaryota; Viridiplantae; Streptophyta; Magnoliopsida; Poales; Poaceae.